AUGCCCUUUGAUCUCUCUGCCACGUCUCUCCAGCUUCAAAGUGUCGUCAAUGCUAUCGUCGAGAACCGCCUACUUUUUUCCAAGCAAGAGAAAGAAUUAGGAGACAUCGUUGAUGUGAUUGACUUGGAGAAGGUCUUUGAUUUCUUGACCCUGGUGGAUAUCGACACCAAAGGGUCCAAACGACUCUGCGUUGAGGACGAGGUGGUACACACGCCGACAGAACUGCAGGUUCGAAUGUUUGGGGUUCUUGUUAAUCAUGAGCUACCACCCAGGCUUCGCGAGAUUGAACCCAAUGGACGAAUAUACGCAAGACAGCAUGUUGCCAUCUCUGGAUUGGGAGCCCCCUUCUUUACCAAGGCUAUAGAAGGUCUGCAAGAGCUCGCUCAGUAUCUUACUCACUUCUUCAAAGAGGGGUCUUGGGCUGGGUGGUCGCCUUCCGAGCACUUGGGCUUUUCAGUCUUGGACGCCAAUUCCCGCUACUACACCCUUAGAAGCACUCAGCUUGUACCCAAUGACGUACCCUUCCCAAAGGAUAUGGAUCCCAGAGGCUUGCUGGAGCGUGGCAAAGGCACAGAGUUUGCCUAUAGUGAAGAUAAUGUAGUCGAGUAUUGGAAGUACAACAAGGACGAUAACAGUUAUACCGUUAUCAAUCCGCGCGAGUUCAAGGACGGCGACAUAGUUGAAGUACACGUGUCAUUCUUGCUGCUCAAGAUGUCCACCAGCCAACGCAAGUAUUACAACCACUCCAAUGUGUUGCCCAGGUACCGCAUGUUGUUGACGUUGAGGGGAUUGACUCUUUUGGCACAUAAUGAACAUAAGGAUGAUGCAGACAAGCAUGAUGAAACAUCCUCACAAGAAGCCGUUGUCGACACAAGCCAGGGUGGAGAUAACGACCAAAUAUUCAGGAAGGGUCUCGGUGCAAAGACGACAGCACCAGUCUUCAAGAACUUGGCAACAGCGGCGGCAUGCUUCCUCAGCAGGGUGUGUGUUGGUGCCGACGCUGACAAGAAGAGUCUUAUCCAGUAG
Messenger RNA from Pleurotus ostreatus (oyster mushroom), 1026 nucleotides. RefSeq lists its product as uncharacterized. Lineage: Eukaryota; Fungi; Basidiomycota; Agaricomycetes; Agaricales; Pleurotaceae. The record is from RefSeq and is a predicted model, not a curated record. The transcript has 5 exons. Bases 1 to 1026 code for a protein of 341 amino acids.